Molecule: messenger RNA, 2512 nt
Organism: Patiria miniata (bat star)
Lineage: Eukaryota; Metazoa; Echinodermata; Asteroidea; Valvatida; Asterinidae
Product: eukaryotic translation initiation factor 5A-1-like
Exons: 5
Coding region: 131-604 (157 amino acids)
Biological process (GO): positive regulation of translational termination; positive regulation of translational elongation
Molecular function (GO): translation elongation factor activity; RNA binding; ribosome binding
Source: RefSeq, a predicted model, not a curated record
CGUCGUAAUUUACCAGUUGAAAUCUUACGAUUUUGGGUUGAAAUCGGAACGUUAUUAUGUUAAAUUUCAAAUACGUGUAAUUUUCGAUUGAUUAUCAUCAAACUGUUCUAAAGCAGUGAAAUCACUCACAAUGGCUGCUGAACUGAACUCCGAAUUUGAUACAGUACAUUCGGGAGCCUCCGACACCUUUCCAGCUCAGUGUUCUAGUCUCCGCAAAAGUGGCCAUGUGAUGAUCAAAGGCCAUCCCUGUAAAAUUAUGGAGAUGACCACAUCUAAAACUGGGAAGCAUGGGCAUGCUAAGGUUCAUCUUGUUGGCAUCGAUAUUUUUACUGGGAAAAAGUAUGAAGAUAUCUGCCCCUCCACACACAAUAUGAAUGUUCCAAAUGUGAAACGUACCGACUAUCAGAUUGUCGACAUUGAGGAGGGUUUUCUGUCCCUUAUGGACGAUGGUGGGGAGAUUCGCGCUGAUAUCAAGGUACCUGACAAUGAGAUUGGUAAAGAAAUUCAAACCAGAUUUGAUAAUAGCGAGCAAUUCAUGGUCACUGUGCUAAAAGCAUGUGCACAUGAACUUGCUGUUGCAACCAAGAAUCUGACAAUUAAGUAGAGAUGUGCACCCCCCGUUAACCUGUUGGCACCUGCUGGCCAUAAUGGAUUGGUUUUGGGCAGAACAUUUAGUCUGCAAUUCUUCCACCAUACAGGCCUGUUGGACUUCUUCAUAAUCACACCUUUAAUUUAUGCAUGAAAGGGGAUAAAGAACUGUUCUGGAUUGGCCAAAUAUAUGUAUGCCCAUACAUAUUUGGCCAAGUAAAUGCACAAUCCGUGAGUUAUGUGUCUCACAAAGUCUUGGAUAUUUUAAGUUAUAUAUAAGCCAGUGAUUGCACUGGCUACGUUAUUGACCAAAUUUUCAAACUUCUGGGAAGCCGUGCCCACGGAAGAUGCCAUAAAGAUCUUACAACUAAGUUAAUUGUUGGUUGUUUUGGGGGGAAAGAUCUUCAAUCCAGGUAUUAAGUGUCAGUAUCGAUUGUGCAUUUGGCUCUAACAGACUUACAUAGCCUCUGAUGGCAAACAGUGCCUACAUGAUGCACCUUCAAGUAUUUUUUAUUAUUAUUAUUAUUUUGGUUUUUUUUUUAGGGGGGGGGGUUCAUGAGCAGGCUUUUCACUGGGGCGGAUGAGCUCAGUGUUUUAUUUAAUCACUUUUGAACUGUUUUCUUGUCCAUUUCACCUGAGGGCUUACAUGAAAGGCAGAAAUUUUGAGAUGUUUUUUUUUUCUGCUACCCAUGUUUUAAGUUUUUGGUCCGUGAUAACAUUCAGUUCAAUUUACUUGCAUGUCAGUGGUGAAAUGUCGGGAAAAGUCCAACAUUUUCUGUUGGCUUGUCUGAAGCAUUUUGGCAUUGAAAGUGGGAGGAUAAGAUCAAAACAUCUCUAAAUUGAUUUUUUUUUGGAAAGGGGGGGGGGGGUUUGUAAUUGGGGCUGGGAAAUUACAUAUUAUUUUUUGAGUGUGAAUAACUUGAUAGCUUUUCAUACAAGAUAUACAAUAGGUUUUCCCAAGAAACUCAUAGGCGUUGAUUAAAGAAAGAUCUAUUUUAAAAAAAAACUCCUUCAGAAGGUAGAAAAUCUAAAAGUAGAGAAGCUAUCUAGUUGUAAGAAUUUCAACCAGCAGAGACUCCCCAGGAAUUGUUGGUUGCUGAUGCUAUAUGAUAAAAAAUAGAGUUGAAUUUAUGUACCAAAAACCCAUGUGUAGAUUGUUUAAAGUUUGUAUUGAGGGGCAAGCUGGAGGUGCUUUUUUGUGUAUUUUGCCGUGGACUUGGUUGCCAUGGUGACAAGUCACAGAUGCACAGCCAGACGCCGAAGGAUGUCUCUGUGUAGAAUUCAACGCUUCACUGAUCUACAUGUAUAUGUAUCCUAUACCCAUAGAAUGCUGUUUCCGUUAUACAAACAUCUGACAAUAGAGGGCGCCUUUUCUUAUAUUUCCAACCAUAGAGGGCAUUGCUUCUAAUUCAUUCCACCCAGACAGCGCCAUUUUAUAACCAUGGAAUUUUCUUGGUUAUUUAAUGUGAGAAAAUGAUAUACAUGUAUAAAUGUGCAUGAGUGUUGCCUGAUCCUUCUAAAUAACCAAGUGAACUGUUUAUGGCUUGUCUAGCGAGUCUUCAAUGUAAACGGGAAACAGCGCCCUCUUGGUGUUGUGACGAAAUCACGAACCAAGACGUGACAUUUUCAUGAUACACUUACAUGUGUGUUCUUCUAACAUGUUGAUAUAGAGGAAGGAGAUUGUUUUCAGCAGUUUUUUUGCUUUAACAAGCGAAGGAAGUUUUAAUGUGUGAUGUCAAAUCUCGGAAUCACAUUCUUUGUUGGGGAUUUGUCAGCAAUCGUUGGCACUGAUAUGCUCCCUGUGAGAUCCAGCGUAAACACCUUGCACUGUUGCAUGAAGAUACUCUGUGAUGACAAUUCUCAGCUCUUAUCGUUUGCUGUUGCAUGUUCCCUCAAUAAAUCUAAACAUGUAUGAUACACGAUA